CGAUUGCCCAUGUCGACGACGGAAACCAAAGAAUUUCGGUCCAAAGCUCAUCUCCCAUCUCGCAUCUCGGGACUCCGUUGCUCUGAUCGAGCUGAUCGAUUGAUCUAGUCGUCUCGACCCGGGGAAGGUCCUAGAUCGAGAUUGGGGUAUAUAAGCUCGACAAGAGCUGGAGAUCGGGAACCUCCUUCAAGCGUGGAUAACCUCGGGACAUCCAUUUAUACACCUUGUACCAGACGUUCGGACGACAUCAGCUCUACCUCGUAAACAUGUCGUGCCGCCAACCUCUCGACCUCGACGCUCAUUCGAGCCUUCCCGAGAAAUCGGCUCAGACAUCGACCAUGACCAAGGAGGAAGAACGAUCCCUCGACUUGCAACAUACAUCAGGGGGCGACGAGGCGACGACUACCACGCCUGAGAACGCUUCGAUGCCUGUCAGGCCAGAGAGUCAACUUCUCAAGGGUCUCGGAUGGCUGGAUAGGUUCUUGGCCCCGCUGGUCCUGUUGGCCAUGAUAUUGGGCGUGGUUAUCGGCAAAUUCGCGGACAACGUAGAAAGCGUGUUGACGAGUGCGACGUUGGAAGGUGUCUCUGUCCCCAUCGUCGUCGGACUGCUCGUGAUGAUGUGGCCGAUCUUGACUAAAGUACAAUACGAGCGAUUACCGGCCUUGUUCCGGACGAUACAUAUCUGGAGACAGGUCAUCCUGUCCCUCAUCUUGAACUGGAUUAUCGGUCCCUUCGUCAUGCUCGGCAUCGCCUGGGCCACGCUACCCGACCUCCCCACCUACAGAACAGGCGUGAUCAUGGUCGGCCUCGCGCGCUGCAUCGCCAUGGUCAUGAUUUGGAACCAGCUCGCCAACGGUGACGUCGAUUACUGCGCCGUCCUGGUCAUCAUCAAUUCUCUCCUCCAGAUUGUCCUCUACUCGCCCAUGUCCUUGUUGUUCGUCAACGUCAUCUCCGGAGAAGAGGAUCUGGAGCUGGAUUAUUCGCAUACGGCGAUAGCAGUCUGCAUCUAUUUGGGCAUACCGCUUGCUGCCGGGGUGGUUACUAGGUUCUUGGGGAUAUGGGCGAUGGGGAAGCACAGGUUCGAGACCAAGUUCUUGCCCUACUUUGGACCUCUGGCUUUGCUGGGGUUGCUCUACACCAUCAUCCUCAUCUUCGCCCAACAGGCCAACCGGAUUCUGGACAACAUCGGCUCGGUCUUCCGGGUCUUUGUGCCUAUGUGCCUCUACUUCAUCAUCAUGUGGGCAGGGACAUUUUUCUUGGUCUACUACUUGACUUCCCGGAAAGAAGGUUCGAAAAAGUAUGGAUACAAGAUGGCCGUUGUGCAAUCAUUCACGGCGGGAUCUAACAACUUCGAACUCGCCAUCGCCGUUUGCAUCGCCGUCUACGGGAUCGACUCGGACCAAGCGCUAGCAGCGACUAUCGGCCCGUUGGUCGAAGUGCCCGUCCUGCUCGCCCUAAGCUACGUGGCGCUGGUCUUCGAGAAGCGCCUCAACUGGGGCGAACGACUGGAAAAGGAUGAUCUCCAGGGGCUACGGGAGGCUUAGAUGGGGUUCCUUUGUCAGCAUUGUAUAAGAUAGAGGUUGGGAAACUGUAGCCUAUAUAUCCAUCAUACCCGUCAGCACAAACGCCUUGCUCGUGUUUCCCGCAUAUGCCAAGGUUGACUGAUAUCAACAGCGUGAAGUCAGAAAUGCUAUGGUCGAGCUUUA
This is a messenger RNA of Filobasidium floriforme, 1706 nucleotides long. Its product is annotated as sodium bile acid symporter family-domain-containing protein. Gene Ontology annotation, cellular component: plasma membrane. The coding region runs from base 267 to 1544 and encodes 425 amino acids. The record is from RefSeq and is a predicted model, not a curated record. Gene Ontology annotation, molecular function: arsenite transmembrane transporter activity; antimonite transmembrane transporter activity; antiporter activity. Gene Ontology annotation, biological process: arsenite transport; antimonite transmembrane transport. NCBI's taxonomy places the organism in Eukaryota, Fungi, Basidiomycota, Tremellomycetes, Filobasidiales, Filobasidiaceae. The transcript is spliced from 8 exons.